AGCCCACGAACUAUCACAAGUGUACACAGGCGGCUACUGUAGUACAGGACGGAGGGGAACAGCAGGCCACUCACUCACACACACCACUGGAGCUGUCAGCGAGCGGAAGAGUUAAACCCGUGGGCGUGUUCUUACAGCAGCCAAACUCCGCCCUUGUUAUCGCCACGCCCAUUCCACAGCCCUUCACCCAAUCAGCGUCAAGCAAAGGAAAUGCGGGAAAAUCUAAACACAAUAAAACCGAGAAAAGAAGGGGCGUCCUGCCUUAUAAGGCGAUGUGCGCGCAUGCGCAGAACGUCACCUCGGGCCGCCGGGUUCCAAAUUGGAAUGCGGCCCCAGAGAUAGAGCGGAGGAGACAGGAGCCGCUGCACUCCGCCCCGACUCCCCGGACCAGUGAGCGCCCCGAAUUCCCCGUGCUCCCGGAACUCUGCUGGAUGCUCUGAGCACCGGAGUAUGCUAGGACAGCAGCAACCGCCGCCGCCACAGGCGUUCUGCUACUCGCAGGGCGGCAGCAGCGGGGUGGAGGACAGUCAGCUGGUCUCCUAUGUGGAGGAUUAUCUGGAGUGCAUCGAGUCUCUGCCCCUGGAGAUCCAGAGAACCGUCACCCUGCUGCGGGAGAUCGACACCAAGUACCGAGAAGCAUUAAAGGAGAUCGAUGAGGUCUACGAGAAGCAUUCAAAUGAAGGUGACCCCAGCCAAAAGAAACGCCUCCUGCAGCAACUUCAGCGAGCACUGAUUGUCACCCAGGAGCUGGGGGACGAUAAGAUACAGUUGGUCACCCAAGUAUUUGAGUUGGUAGAAAACCGGACCAAGCAGAUUGAUGCCGUGUGCAAGGGCUUUGCCGACCCAGACGAAAAUGAAAAAUCUACCGAAAAGACAAAAGCUGACUCCGCUUCUUUAGAGCGCUCUACACGGCGACCUCGCAGGCAGCGCAACAGUGAGAGUAGGGACUUGUGUCAUAUGGUCAAUGGGGCAGAUGACCUUGAUGAGCCACCGAAAGAGAAGAAGCCCAAGUCUUCUAAGAAGAAGAAGAGAACCAAACACAAGCAGGAAAGGGACAUGUCUCCUAUUCCCUUUCCCAUCGAUCCCAACGAGCCGACGUACUGCUUGUGUAACCAAGUGUCCUAUGGGGAGAUGAUAGGGUGCGAUAACGAAGAGUGUGCCAUAGAGUGGUUCCAUUUCUCUUGUGUUGGACUGACCUACAAACCAAAGGGCAAGUGGUAUUGUCCUGACUGCAGAGGAGACAAUGAAAAAACAAUGAGCAAAAAUACAGAAAAAACAAAGAGGGACAGAAGGUCUAGAUAGCACGGGAUUUUUUUUUUUUUUGUAUCGUCUGUUUUUGCCUCUUUGUAUGUUUUAGGUAACGUGGACACAUUUUUAAUAGUAUUGUAAUAUUAAAAGCUGUUUGGGUUGUGACUAGUCUUAUUUCCAGCAAGUGCGGCUGAUUUAUUUUUUUCACUGUACCAGCAGAAAGCCUAGAGAACUGUUUAAUUCCAUUUUGUUGCCAUUGCAGUAGUGUAGAGCACUUCUAUAAUGCUCUUCGCUUGUAAUCAGGAGAGCACACGACUUCAGGAUCCUUUCUAUCACUUGCCGUGGACUGCAGGAGUAUAAAACGUAUAAAGCACAUUGAAUAUGUUUGAAAAGAUUGUACAUAAAGAUAUUUCUUACGGCGUAGCAGUCUGGCAAUAGUUAGUUAAUUUUCCAGAAAUGUUACACCUCUGCUUAAAGGACAGAUCAGUUUGCCAUGGCAGUGUUCAGUCGCUGAAAGCGAUUUUCCAGAUACAGGAAGUUGUCACAUGUGGCUUGAAGUACAGCAAAAGCAUUUUUUUAAUUGUCCCAGUAAAUAUGAAAUUAAACAUAAAGCAACUUUGCUAUAGGUUGAACUUUAAAACUUCCAACCGUUUUGUGUAUGCCGUUCCUGCGCAGACUGAAUCUCCAUGGUAACAGACAGCAAACUUUCCAUGUAGUAUUUCAGUUUCUGGCUAGGUUCACAUAGCAAACCUGCAGUGGCAAAUGGUCUUUUUGGUGUCAGUUGUGUCAUUUUGUGGUGUUUUAGUGAGUUUGUACAAGUGUUUUAACCU
Messenger RNA from Bufo bufo (common toad), 2078 nucleotides. RefSeq names its product inhibitor of growth family member 2 (gene ING2). Gene Ontology annotation, biological process: positive regulation of DNA-templated transcription. The coding region runs from base 451 to 1302 and encodes 283 amino acids. The transcript has 2 exons. Gene Ontology annotation, cellular component: nucleus. The record is from RefSeq and is a predicted model, not a curated record. Lineage: Eukaryota; Metazoa; Chordata; Amphibia; Anura; Bufonidae.